AUGGAGGAUGCCAGCCGAACUCCGGAGAUACAUUUUGACAACCUACUAAACUUCCGGGACGUGGGAGCACACAUCAAUGGGAUUGCUGGCUCAGAAGUCCUCAAAUCCGGUCUUUUGUUCAGGAGCGCACGGCCCGACGAGAUCAGCCCAUCAGACCGCCUGCACCUCGUGAAGACUUGCAAGAUCAAAACUAUCAUUGACCUUCGGUCCAAAACGGAACAUAUCAAUGCGGCGAAGAAGCGGUCGGGCGUGUCUUCCAUCUCAGAGUCUGCGGCCAUCCCUUCGCCCACCGAUGCCAUCCCAGAACAAAUCAAGAUACCAGGGAUCCAAUACGCAGAAAUAAAUCUCAAUGGCAAGGGAUUUGAACGUCACUUGAUCUGGCAAUUGAAGUAUGCCAGCCUCGCCAAACUGGUCUUCCUCAUGGCCUUGGGCUAUCGGACGGAGGGCAUCUCUGUGAUUGGGAAAGAAUUGAUGCUACCCCGCGGACUCACUGGACUGGGGAUAGACACCUUGGACCACAGCGGCCCUGAAAUCAAGGAGGUCUUCGAUGUACUUUCUGAGCCGACGCGUUGGCCGGUUCUCGUCCACUGCACCCAGGGCAAGGACAGAACGGGAUUGGUUGUCCUUCUGGUUCUGCUAUUAUGCAAUAUCGAUAUUGAAGCUAUCAGUCGAGACUAUGUUAAAUCGGAACCCGAAUUGGAGCCUGAAAAGGAGGAAAGAAUGAAGGAAAUCACCAGCAUCGGCUUAGAUGAGUCGUUUGCUGGCUGCCCUCCCGACUUCUGUGAAAAGGUGCUUCAGCAUCUUGACUCGACAUAUGGCAGCCUGGAGAGUUACCUAGACAGGAUUGGCGUAGGGAGCGAACAGAGAGCUCGUGUGCAGACCGGUUUCAUGAACAAACUGUGA
Molecule: messenger RNA, 903 nt
Organism: Capronia coronata CBS 617.96
Lineage: Eukaryota; Fungi; Ascomycota; Eurotiomycetes; Chaetothyriales; Herpotrichiellaceae
Exons: 1
Coding region: 1-903 (300 amino acids)
Biological process (GO): dephosphorylation
Molecular function (GO): phosphoprotein phosphatase activity
Source: RefSeq, a predicted model, not a curated record